GUCCAGGACAGGGAAAGCCGGUACAUACCCGGGCCGAGACCCACACUACAAACACAAGAAUAACCCGGAUAAAACCAGCAAAUAGUGAAAACUGGGACGAGCCCCUGUCCGCCUCCGGACCUUCACCCGCACCAUGGUUCAGAAGACGGAGCUCGGGGGGGCGGGGAUCAACACCGCGUCCCGAACUGCGGCCGACCCGGCGGGGAGGCAGCUGCUGGCGGCCUCUGCGUGUAACUCCGUGCCGCUGAAGCCUGACUGGUGUAAGACCGCUACGGGCCACAUCAAGCGACCCAUGAACGCCUUCAUGGUGUGGUCCAAAAUUGAGCGGAGGAAGAUCAUGGAGCAGUCUCCGGACAUGCACAACGCUGAGAUCUCUAAGCGGCUCGGGAAGCGCUGGAAGAUGUUGAAUGACACCGAGAAGAUCCCGUUCAUCCGGGAGGCGGAGCGGCUCCGGCUCCAGCACAUGGCCGACUACCCGGACUACAAGUACCGGCCCAAGAAGAAACCCAAGACGGAAGGGUGCUCGGUGGCUGCGGGGAAACCAGUCGGCGCUCCAGAGCCGGAGAAGAGCGGCUCCAAAGCCGGGGGCAGAACCACCGCCGCCGGGAAGAAACUCCCAAAGUUGAAGCCCAUUAAGCCGGGGGCCGGGGCCGGCGGAGCGGCCACCCACCUACCGCAGCAGCACCAGCAGUACCUGUCCCAGUACCAUCACCAGGACCCCAGGUACCGGUACGUGUUGAACAGCAGCUUCAAACCCAACAAGGUCGUGAAACGGGAGUUUACCGACGACGAGGAGGAGGAGGAGGAUGAAGAUGACUCGUCUUCCUCCUCGGAUGAAGAGGAGGUGGAGGUGGAGGUGGAGGAGAAGCAGAGGGCCGUGGGCAAGUACAGCGUUGCCAAAGUCCCGGACAGAGGCGGCUCCUCCGCCGCCGCAGAGCCUGUGAGGACCGGGACUUAUGAGUCCUCCGGCCGCCUCUUCUUCCGCUUCACCAACAUCUCCCGGCAGGGCGCCCCCUUUACCGCCGCCCCUUCCUCCUACCCGGCCUCCCUCUCACCCGGAGCCUCGUCCAGGUCCGACUCCACGUCGUCCUGCUGCGGGGAGGAGGACCUGGACGACCCCCCUCUGGAGGAUUUCAACCUCAACCUCCUGUCCGGCUUCCACGCCUCCUCCUCCCCCUCAUACGACCCGUUGAACGCGUCCUCGUGCUCGGCCGCGGGGAACGUCAGCCUGUCUCUGAUGGAUAAAGAACUGGACCUGGGCAGCCAGGGAGAACUCGGGUCCCACUUCGAGUUCCCAGAUUACUGCACCCCGGAGCUCAGCCAGAUGAUAGCCGGAGACUGGCUCCAGGCCAACUUCACUGACCUGGUCUUCACCUACUGAUCCUCGGAGGGUGGGUCUCCACUUCCACCACCGGGACCGGGGCGUUGGGGCUGUGCUACCCGGUUUAGGGCGCUCAGAGGCCGAUCAGGACUGGACACACACUGCGGUACUUCUGGAGCAAAAAAAAAAAAAAAAAAAAAAAAGCUCAAUGAAAGGAAAGUCAACAGGGUUUUAUGGAUUUAUUUUUCUGGACCAGAACCUGAACUAUGCAUUCCCGUCCCAACCCAGAAGGACUCUAAUUCAGGACCCAGGACUCUGUUAUUUAUAUUUUCCAGGACAGGUUUUGGUGUGAACUGGUUCAGGUAAACCCAGCUGUGGCAGGAAGCAGCUUUUGAUACUUACAGCCAAACAUACCUCAUCUUUUAAGAUCUAUUUUUGUACAGUCAAAGGAAAAGCCAGGCACUUCUUCUUCCACUUUGAUUUGUUACUGGACAUGUGAGGGUUCAAUUCCUGGCCUCCUGCCUUGCAUCACUGCCUCACUGUUGUUUUAAAGCUGUUUACAGACAGAUAGGGUUCAGGUCUUCAUGUUGUGUAAAGCGUUAAAUUCAGUUUUUAUUGGUGCAAUGAGUCUUGAUGAGCAGGACACCAACUGGAGUUUUCAGUUACUUUUAGAACUUCUCAUCGGCACGGAUCUGUUUUUUUUUUUUUUUUUUUUGUGCUCAUUUUAUUUUUGUGCAAUAUCUAAAAGAAAAGACAAAAUGGACUGAAGGAACAUUCUGAGAUUUUUUGUAGCAGAAGUUAAACCUGCCUGUAUGUGACGACUGAAUAAAUCAGCUGUCCUGGUA
Messenger RNA from Sphaeramia orbicularis (orbiculate cardinalfish), 2166 nucleotides. It is a transcript of the gene sox11b, whose product is annotated as SRY-box transcription factor 11b. The transcript has 2 exons. Lineage: Eukaryota; Metazoa; Chordata; Actinopteri; Kurtiformes; Apogonidae. Bases 134 to 1381 code for a protein of 415 amino acids. Gene Ontology annotation, biological process: brain development; camera-type eye morphogenesis; neuron differentiation. Gene Ontology annotation, molecular function: RNA polymerase II cis-regulatory region sequence-specific DNA binding; DNA-binding transcription activator activity, RNA polymerase II-specific. Gene Ontology annotation, cellular component: nucleus. The record is from RefSeq and is a predicted model, not a curated record.